Molecule: messenger RNA, 603 nt
Organism: Pectinophora gossypiella (pink bollworm)
Lineage: Eukaryota; Metazoa; Arthropoda; Insecta; Lepidoptera; Gelechiidae
Gene: CAPA
Product: CAPA peptides
Exons: 6
Coding region: 22-603 (193 amino acids)
Biological process (GO): neuropeptide signaling pathway
Molecular function (GO): neuropeptide hormone activity
Source: RefSeq, a predicted model, not a curated record
GUAGCGAGCUAAGCAGGCAGCAUGCAGUUCGCCGCGAGAAUCAUCGUGUCCAUCUUCGUGUUGACGUCUGCACUCGCCACAGCAUAUCACAACAGUGCGAAACUUCGCCGUGAUGGGGUACUGAACCUCUACCCGUUCCCGCGAGUCGGCCGCGCCAACCACCGCACCUGGGAGGUGCCAGUCAACGACUUCUACUUAGAAGAUUACGAGCCGGUACAGAAGCGUCAGAUGUACGCGUUCCCACGCGUGGGUCGUAGCGAUCCCCACGAUUUCCAGUCAGUCAGACACCCUGACACAGCCAUGUGGUACGGACCUAAACUGCAGCGAAUCGUCUCAGAAUACGAGCCAAUAGAGAAGCGGCAGUUGUAUGCGUUCCCACGCGUGGGCCGCGACGCGCGGGACUCCCUGCGGCCUGAUCAGAUGCAGUCUCCCAUCCGGCGAACCGAUAGUCCUGGCAUGUGGUUCGGACCGCGCCUUGGACGAUCUGUCAAGACCGACGAUGAUGACAUCAUGAUUCAAAACGAAGCCAAUGAGAGGAGCCAACCAGAGCAGAUGGAAGUAGACCACAUGGACCGAAAGAAACGGCAGACCAGACCGCUAUAA